AAGUCCAGUUGCAAGUUACUGCUGAUUGGACCCCAGGUAUCAGUGAAAAAAAUAAAUAAAAAAAUUGGGUGUUUUGAAAGUGAGACGAAAGGGACGGAUUUCUGCAAAAAAAGGGAGUCAGAAGAAAAAUAAAUCUCCAUGGAUACCAUUGGGGUAGGAACGUUCCUCCUUCUGGUCAUAACCAGCAUUUUCAUGUACCUGACAUGGAACCAAAUGUACAGGAAACGUAACCUUCCUCCAGGUCCAACGCCUCUACCGCUGAUCGGAAAUUUGCUGCAUAUAAAGUUGGGUGAAAUGGCAGGAUCGUUAAUGAAGCUGUGGGACCAGUAUGGCCCAGUCUAUACAUUGUACCUUGGCAUGAGGCCUGUGGUUUUCAUUUGUGGAUAUCAGGCAGUGAAGGAAGCACUUGUAGAUCACUCAGAAGAAUUUGGUGGUCGUGGUAGACUUCCAUCAAUUGAUAAAUUUACUCAGGGUUAUGGACUUGGUUUUGCAAAUGGGGAACGCUGGAAGCAAAUGCGACACUUCUCGUUUAAGGUCCUAAAGGACUUUGGACUUGGGAAGAAAACGACAGAGUUGAAGAUUCAGGAGGAGGCAGAGAAUUUGGUGAAUGAACUUAAAAAAAACAAUGGUUUACCAGUAGAUCCAUCCAAACUGAUUAUGGAUGCUGUAUCCAGCAUAUUUUGUUUUAUUAUUUUUGGGAACCAAUUCGAUUACAAGGAUGAGAGAUACUCAAAGAUCUUCAGUUUUGCUGAAGAGGCCUUUAGUUGUAUGAGCACAACUUGGGGACAGAUGGAAGACACAUUUCCAGAGCUGAUGAAAUACAUCCCCGGGCCACACAAAAAAAUCUCAGACGUAUCAGAAGAACUGGUUGAGUGUAUACAAAAGAGAGUGGAGAUCAACCAAGCAACAUUAGAUCCUACCUGCCCCAGGGAUUACAUUGAUUGUUUCCUUAUCAAGAUGGAACAGGAAAAACAAAAUCCUUACACAGAGUUCACCACGAGAAAUCUUUUGCUAUCGAUUCACAGUUUACUUCUUGGUGCUACAGAUACUGUUGGUACCACACUGAGGCACGCACUCUUAAUAUUAUUGACAUAUCCUGAGAUACAAGCCAAAAUUCACAAGGAAAUUGACCAGGUGAUCGGAAGAAAUAGAUUUCCACUGGUGUCUGACCGGAGCCAGAUGCCUUAUACAGAAGCUGUGAUCAAUGAAGUCCAGAGAUUUGCUGAUAUUUCUCCACUGAAUGCUGCACGUGCAGUGACAAAAGACACUCAGUUUCGAGGAUAUACAAUUUCCAAGGGCACUGAUGUCAACGCAUUGCUCUGUACUGUUCACCGUGAUCCCAGCCAAUUCUCUACACCGUACAAAUUCAACCCCAACCAUUUCUUAGAUGAGAGUGGUGGAUUUAAGAAGAAUGACGCUAUGAUGGCUUUUUCUGCAGGAAAGCGGAGAUGUCCCGGAGAGGGCCUCGCUCUCAUAGAGCUCUUUGUAUUCUUCACCUACAUCCUGCAAAACUUCACCUUAACCUCAGAGAAAAAGUUUACUGAUGAUGAAAUUGCACCAAAAUUAACUGGAUUUGUAAAUCACCCCAUACCCUUCCAACUCUCUUUCAUUGCUCGAUAAUAUUUUUGUCAUAUUAAUAAAUCAUUUCUUUUUCAAAGUUUUUGAAAUUUUUGUCUGUAAAUUUUGUCUUACUUUGUCAAUGUCCAUAUUCAUCAUUAAUGUCUGUAACUUUAUUACUUAUGAAAUAAUACCAAUAUGUAAAUGUCAGUCUUUGUUUGUUUUAUAAAUUCAAGAUAAAUUAAAUAUUUGAAAGGUA
Molecule: messenger RNA, 1816 nt
Organism: Bombina bombina (fire-bellied toad)
Lineage: Eukaryota; Metazoa; Chordata; Amphibia; Anura; Bombinatoridae
Product: cytochrome P450 2F2
Exons: 10
Coding region: 139-1620 (493 amino acids)
Biological process (GO): xenobiotic metabolic process
Cellular component (GO): cytoplasm; intracellular membrane-bounded organelle
Molecular function (GO): heme binding; iron ion binding; oxidoreductase activity, acting on paired donors, with incorporation or reduction of molecular oxygen, reduced flavin or flavoprotein as one donor, and incorporation of one atom of oxygen
Source: RefSeq, a predicted model, not a curated record